Molecule: messenger RNA, 1395 nt
Organism: Aaosphaeria arxii CBS 175.79
Lineage: Eukaryota; Fungi; Ascomycota; Dothideomycetes; Pleosporales
Exons: 1
Source: RefSeq, a predicted model, not a curated record
GCAGACAUGACCGACCAGGAAGUCACCGCGUGUCGCAAUGCCCUCUUCGUUUCCGAUCCCGAAGUCGAACGCAGGAGGGCAAUCAGUGCCACAGGAGCGAGGGCUAGGGGCACCUGUGAGUGGAUCAAACUCAACGAGCACUACCGUACUUGGCUGGGUGGCAACAACAAGGAUGGCUCACGUCUACUGUCGAUAUCGGGCGGUCUAGGAACGGGCAAGACGAUGCUUUCCAUCUUCCUGACAUACGAGCUGGAGAGGCACACGGCAAAUAUGGAUAACGCUAAUCUAAUCUUCUUUUUCUGCCGUUCCCACGACGAGGCGCGCGACACGGGGACCAGCCUUUUACGUAGUCUGGUGCACCAGAUUAUCACUAAGCGGCCACAGUUGAUCAAGCAUGUGUUGCGGUACUUCAAAACACCGAAAUCGGCACAGGAGACACUGUCUUCCCGGUUCCAUCUGUGGAAUAUCUUCAGUCAUCUGGUUGCAGACGAGGGGCUUGGUAUGAUGUUCUGUGUGCUCGACCAACUGGACCAAUGUAAAGACGGAGACUUAAGCUCGCAAUUGGCCGCUAUUCCUGGCCAUCCGUCAAUAAAAGGGUCUUUCAGACUGUUGCUUGUCGGCCGAGACUUCCCCGAACUCGAAUGGUUCCCAAGGAUAAUAGUGAACAAGAAGAGUAUUUUCAACGAUAUCACGCUGUUCGCGUCGGCCCGAGUCAAGGAGUUAGUAAGCGUCCAAGGGUUCAACAAUGACUUUCGAGGGUUCAACGAAAAGUUUCGACAUCUCAUGGAGGCGGCUCUCAUUCAACGCGCGGGCGGGAAGUUCCUGUGGGUGAGCGUUGCCAUGAAGGUACUGUCACAGAAGCAAACCCGCACUGAGGUCUGGGAAGCUCUGCAGCACCUACCAACGAGUCUCCCUGCGAUGUACAAGUACAUUUUGCAGAGCAUACCGACUGAACAGAAGACUAUCAGCCGUACAAUCCUGCUCUGGGUGAGUAUGGCACAGCGUCCUCUGGGUUGGCUAGAGCUGGCGGAAGCUGCAGACACUAAACCCCUGGGCCCAGCAUUCUGCGACGCAAUCAGUUACUUGAAACCGCUACUGGAAAUAAAGAACGAUGAGGUUUGGCCGACUCACCGUUCGGUGCGAGAUUUUAUCUUGCAAGAUUUCCCGAGGGUACAUCCAAAGCUGUUUCGCUGUGACCCGUUUCGCUUUGACCCAGAACAAGCUCAUUUAGAGAUACUGCAGGCGUGUCUCGACUGCGUCGCCAGGAAUACCUUAGGAGACGGACCUCGGACUGCCAACGGGACAUCCAAUUUGCAAGAGUCCCCAUUGAUGAGAUAUGCAAUGGCACACUGGGCUGCACACGUUGAGGGCUGCUCGCCGAUAGGUGACAAACUC